This is a messenger RNA of Haliotis rufescens (red abalone), 1666 nucleotides long. RefSeq lists its product as uncharacterized. Gene Ontology annotation, biological process: protein phosphorylation. Lineage: Eukaryota; Metazoa; Mollusca; Gastropoda; Lepetellida; Haliotidae. The record is from RefSeq and is a predicted model, not a curated record. Gene Ontology annotation, molecular function: protein serine/threonine kinase activity; ATP binding. The transcript has 2 exons. The coding region runs from base 126 to 1022 and encodes 298 amino acids.
AUGUAAACAUACAACACGUCAUGAAACGCGUUUAUAUAAAAGAGCUGUGUAUGUUAUGGUAUGGUUAGAGUAUUUCGACGGAAGCAUGCUGAGGCAAUAGGAAGCAAUAGAGAAGGAAAUUCAAUAUGGGUCUACUGAACUGGAAACACAGUUCUACCUAUCCCACAACGCCUCACAGACACAGAGUAGCCAUUCUGGACAAUAGCGGAAGUGACGUAUCAAAAGAAAAAGGAACGCUGAUUUUUAAGGGACAGCUGUAUGGCACGUUAGGAACAGGCGACAUUGUGGCUGUGAACAUUCCUCUAUCAAAGACAUGUCCCCACAAGAACGCAUGGCACUCUAAUUUGAAGAGGUACAAGCAAUUACAUAGAGUAAUUGAAUCUAUGUGUGCAGAAUACAAAAACGAAAUCUUUCCCAUAUCAACCUGUUCGUCUAUGGUAGCGCCGAUGAAGAGGGCGACGACAUGGUUGAUGAAGACGCUGGGGCGUGACGUGAGAGAGGGGGAGAUGGUGUUCAUUGAAGAGGUGUUUGGUAAAGAGAGUGUGUUUGUGGACAGUGUGGGAAGGAGCCGGAAGGACUGCAGGGCUUUGGACGAGUUGAUCCACUUCUCAUUUCACGAAUCCCGCGGAGAGCGUGUCCUCUGUGGACUCCGAGGGGCCGUGGGAGCUAAUGGUGUGUUCCAUCUUACAGAACCAACUGUUCAUUCUGUGUCCAGGACGUACGGAGAUACCGACAGAGGAGUUGACGGAAUCAAUAGGGUUUUGAAAGAACAUAAAUGCACGGACAAGUGUAGAAAUUGGCGAGCUCUUCCUGUCGAUGAUGUGCUAGAGAGAUGCGUGCCAACAGCUCCACCUCUUCAUGAAUCCUUCCCGAAUCCAGAAUCCUCAUCACCCUCUCACAUCUUUCCCCCUCAGUCUCUAUCUAGCACACACUCUCACCCCCCACCGUAUGACGCCGUCAAUGACGUCAUCGCAGACCUCCCUCCAUCUUACUCUGAACUGUUCCCCUGUGGUCGCCAGUAAUCUGCCCUGUGCUGGAACAGUGGGUAGGUUUGUGGCCAGAUGCUCUCAUGUCUGUCAUACAUAUUCGUUCAGAUAAGUACUAAUUCUGAUGUCUCGUGAUAUAUGCCUUAGGUUUUCAGUUAUGUUAUGGCUUGUUGUUGAUGUUUACCACCUUUGUGAAACAUAUGAGCAGGGAUGUGGUGCUGAUAGGAGAAUAACGGCAAUCAGGGAAGAUCCUGGCCUGGUUAAGGGAUGUAACUCUUCGCUGCAAAAUGUAGUGUGAUAUACCGCUGGGCCACGCAUUUAAUUUUCUCGCUUGUAUGGGCCGCACAUUCGAAGAAGCCUCUCAACCGUGCGAAGAUCCCUUGAUCAAAUGCAUGCUAUAACGAUCAACAAUCAACACCUCAGUGGCGAUGCCAGGUGCUCAUUUUAUCAACCAUGGUUUGGUCUGGUCCAAACUCGACUAUUUCAUAGUCUGCCGAGGUUUCGGUGACGUAUUGCUCACAUCAAUCUCUAUAUACACAUGUCUUAGAUGUACAGACUGUCUCCGAGGUCCGGGGUUAUAUCCCCUGCCGCGUCAUACCAAAAGACUUUAAAAGAUGGUACUUGUUGUUACCCUGUCUGGCGCUCGGUAUUAAGGGGCUACAACAAGGACUGGUCGGCUC